Messenger RNA from Entrophospora sp. SA101, 483 nucleotides. NCBI's taxonomy places the organism in Eukaryota, Fungi, Glomeromycota, Glomeromycetes, Entrophosporales, Entrophosporaceae. The record is from the annotation of a GenBank genome assembly.
AUGUAUGCUUAUUAUCAUGAUAACAAUGAUUGUUCAGACCCAAAAAAACCUCAUGAAAAAAGUCCACUUGCCAUUGUUACCAUUGAAGAACUUGCACAUAUUGGUAUUUUAUACUCGUAUAUAGAAGGAGAGGAUUUUCUUGAUAAAAUUAAAAAAAUAUCCGAUUAUAAAAAAGCAAUGGGUGAUUUGUAUGAUAGUAAAAUGAAAGUUUUUUAUGAAGAACAUUUUCAUGAAGGUGAAGAAAUUCGUUAUAUUCUUGAUGAUUUGCACGACAAAUGGAUUCGCAUUGCACUUACUAAAGGAGAUUUGAUUCCUCCGGGAAUUUAUCAUCGUUUCACACCUGACACCAAUGAUUACAUGAAGGCUAUGCGUUUAUUUAAAAAGGAACCAAUACGGGUAGCACUUAAUCGUCCAGUUGAUGACAAUAGUUUUCGUAAAGAUUAUUUAAAUCACUUAAAAGCUUUGGAUUGUAUAAAUAAAUAA